CUGCAUAGCUCUCUGUUAAACCCUGCAUACACGACAUAGCUCUCUGUUAAGGAAACACGAUAAAAAUUCUAAACCCUGCGUAGCUCUUUGUUAAACCCUACAUAGGUUUCAGUUAAGCGAGUUGGUGUUGUGCCCUGCGUUUCAUCUUUCCCUUCUUCACCAUUCCAAAAUGAGGAGAGCGAACCCACUCCUCCGCAAACUACCACCGCACUUCCUCACACGGCGCGGCUUCCGUUUUCGCACCAUUUGCUCCGGCCGCCUAGGCUCCGCCGGCGCCACCACCACCACAAAACACCUCGACAUCUUCACGGAGCAAUUUGAAAUCGGCUCGCGCGUGAUCACGCUCGAGACAGGAAAGUUCGCCCGCUUCGCAAACGGCGCCGUCGUUUUGACCAUGGAAAACACUAACGUUCUCUCGACCGUCGCCUCCGCGAAAGGUGACGCUGUUCGCGAUUUCUUACCUCUCACGGUGGAUUAUCAUGAGAAGCAGUUCGCGCAAGGCGUGAUUCCGACGUCGUUCGCGCGGAGAGAAGGUCCUCCCAAAGAGCGCGAGCUCUUGUGUGGGCGAAUCAUUGACCGGCCAAUUCGACCUCUGUUUCCUCCUGGAUUUUACCACGAGGUUCAGGUAACGGCAAGUGUUCUUUCUUCUGAUGGAAAACAUGAUCCAGAUGUAUUGGCAGCUAAUGCAACAUCGGCUGCUUUAAUGUUAUCAGAUAUUCCUUGGGGCGGUCCCAUUGGAGUGGUUCGAAUUGGUAGGAUAUGUGGGAAGUUUAUAGUAAAUCCCACCAUGGAUGAGCUUAAAUUGAGUGAUCUUAACUUGGUAUAUGCUUGUACAAUGGACAAAACUUUGAUGAUUGAUGUGCAAGCUUCUGAGAUAUCAGAGAAAGACUUAGAAGCUGGGCUAAGGAUGGCUCAUCCAGAGGCAGUCAAGUAUAUUGAACCUCAAAUCAGACUUGCUGCUAAAGCUGGUAAAUCUAAGAAGGAAUACAAAUUAUCUAUGCUGUCUGACAAAACAAUGGAUAAAGUUACUAAUAUAGCAGAGGAACCUAUCAAAGCUGUUUUUACUGAUCCUACCUAUGGGAAGUUUGAACGUGGGGAAGCAUUGGACAAUAUUACACAAGAUGUAAAGAGAGUGCUUGAAGAAGAAGGUGAUGAAGAAAGCUUAAAAGUAUUAUCAAAGGCUGUAGAUACCGUAAGGAAGAAGGUGGUUCGUAAAAGAAUUAUUGCAGAAGGACACAGGGUUGAUGGAAGACAGCUAGAUGAAGUAAGACCUUUGUAUUGUGAAGCUGGAUGUAUAUCCAUGUUGCAUGGAUCUGCAUUAUUCUCCCGUGGAGAAACACAGGUUUUUUGUACAGUAACACUUGGAGCACCGACUGAUGCUCAACGCUUGGAGUCUGUUGUCGGUCCUCCGACAAAGAGAUUUAUGCUUCAUUAUAGUUUUCCACCAUUCUGUAUAAAUGAAGUUGGUAAACAUGGUGGUGUAAACAGGCGUGAAGUUGGUCAUGGAACUCUUGCUGAGAAAUCUUUUCUUGCUGUUUUGCCCCCUAAAGAAGAUUUUCCGUAUACCAUUCGUGUCAACUCUGAAGUGAUGGCUUCAGAUGGUUCAACAUCAAUGGCAACUGUAUGUGGAGGUAGUAUGGCUUUGAUGGAGGCUGGCAUUCCUGUACGUGAACAUGUUGCCGGGGUUUCUGUGGGUCUUGUUAGUAAGCUUGAUCCAUCUACUGGCAAAAUAGAAGACUAUCGCAUAUUGACUGAUAUUCUGGGUUUGGAAGACCAUUUGGGUGAUAUAGACUUCAAAAUUGCUGGAACUCGGAAAGGAGUUACUGCUUGUCAGUUGGAUAUAAAACCAGCUGGAAUUCCUUUGGAUAUCGUUUGUGAAUGUUUAGAACCUGCACGCAAAGCUCGUCUUCUCAUUCUUGAACGCAUGGAACAAGAAAUUAGUAUACCUCGCAACAAGAAUGACAAUACUUCUCCACGACUAGCCACCUUAAAGUACAACAAUGAUGCUAUUCGUCGCCUAAUUGGGCCAAUGGGCGCUCUAAAGAGAAAAAUGGAAGAGGAAACAGGUGCACGAAUGUCUGUAGGCGAUGGAGAACUUACAAUAGUUGCUAAGAAUCAAUCUGUUAUGGACAAAAUACUAGAAAAGAUUGAUUUUGUUGUGGGUCGUGAAAUUGAAGUUGGAGGUAUCUACACAGGUAUUGUCAGCAACAUAAAAGAAUACGGCGCUUUUGUGGAGUUUAACGGUGGCCAGCAAGGCCUACUCCACAUUUCUGAGUUGUCAUAUGAACCUGUUUCUCGAGUUUCAGAGGUUGUCUCUGUUGGCCAGAAGCUUUCUUUGAUGUGCAUAGGCCAAGAUGUUCAUGGUAACAUCAAAUUAUCCCUUAAAGCAACUUUGUCUCGUCCUGGAAGAUUGAAGAGUAAUGAUGUAAUUGAAGGAUCUGUUACGUCCGCAAAAGAAACAGAUGGGAAUGCGUCUAGUGUACAAGAACAAAAUUCUGCUUCUGAGUUGUCUUUGGGUGAAGCAAAAUCCUCAACCUCCCAAGUUCCAGUAAUUUUAAUACGUAGUGCUGCAGAGUGUGAUGAAGAGGAGAAAUCUUCUACCUCAAAUCCUUCUUCCAAAGCUCCUUGUGUAGAUAAUGGGGUCCAAUUGAAUCGCAAGUCAAAAUCACGACCAUCUCAAAAUGCAAAUGAUUCUACACCGAAAUCAAAAUCUCGUAAAUCUCAAGAUGUUAUCGAUUCUUCAACUUCUCAUUCAGGUCCCUUGCCAUAUACUAAUGCUAAGAAGACAAAACUUUCAAUGCAAAAAGAGUCAAAAUCUGAACUUCAAAAGCAAGAGGAGGGUGAACAAGAAUAUAAAGAUAAGGUGUCUGUAACUGCAAAAGAUGUUGAAGUUGGAACCAAAGUAACUGCUAAAAUAUAUCAAAUUCGUGCACAUGGGUUAGUGUUGGAUUUGGGUGGAGGAGUUCGAGGAGUGUACCGGUUUGAGGAAAAUAAGAGUAUGGAUUUUAAAAUAGGCGAUGAGAUCCCAGUUGUGUGCUCAAGCUUUUCUAGCAAGGGAAUUCCUGUAUUGUCUUUAGUUGAUGAUAAAUAACUUCCCUGUUGAUCGUUUAUGAGAGAGCCCAUAAAGUUACCCUGCCAUGGCUUGGAAAACAUCUUCAACCCGUGUAAGCAACCAUUGGUUUUAUUGCAGUUUUUCGUGCUGAAACAUUUUUACAAUUUUUUUGUAUUAAUGCAUGAGGUCAUUGGCGGUGGAUUUCAUUCAUUGCGUUUUCAUUGUGUUAGAGUGUUUAGGCAAUUUCUUUUUGGUAUAAAAGUAAAAGAAGUAGAGUUUUGUUGUAAGAAAAUACAAUGUUAAAGUUACGAGAUAAAAAGAUCCAUGAAUGUAAUGUUAUGAUUCUGAUUAUUCUUUGUUAAA
Vigna unguiculata (cowpea) is the source of this 3415-nucleotide messenger RNA. Its product is annotated as polyribonucleotide nucleotidyltransferase. Gene Ontology annotation, cellular component: cytosol; mitochondrion; chloroplast stroma. The record is from RefSeq and is a predicted model, not a curated record. NCBI's taxonomy places the organism in Eukaryota, Viridiplantae, Streptophyta, Magnoliopsida, Fabales, Fabaceae. Gene Ontology annotation, molecular function: RNA binding; 3'-5'-RNA exonuclease activity; polyribonucleotide nucleotidyltransferase activity. Gene Ontology annotation, biological process: mitochondrial RNA 3'-end processing; mitochondrial mRNA catabolic process.